CCUGGUCCGACCGUUUCGAUUUUAAAGUUAGAUUUUAAAGCGGCUUUGAGAAGUGAAACUGCGAAUAAGAAGGCCAUUUGUCAUGGCUACAAGGGACUUGCUCGUCGGAGCAAUAGACUUCGGCACAACAUAUUCUGGCUGGGCUUUCUCCUUACUGCAUGAUUUUCAGGUGGAUCCUGCUAAAGCGUCUGUCAAGCAAUGGCACUCAGGAUCUGGAACUCUAGUGACAGAAAAAGCACCCACGUGUUUGUUGAUAAAGUCCGAUGGAAAGACCCUCGAAGCUUUUGGAUAUGAUGCUGAAAACCAAUACAGGGAGCUUGCAGACAAUGAAAUGCACGAGGAGUACUAUUAUUUCAGAAGAUUUAAAAUGGCGCUAAAUAAAAAGCUUGGUGAGAAACUGGACCGUGGCAUGACAAUAGAAGAUGAGAUGGGAAAGUCGAUGGUUGCCAUAAACGUUUUUGCCAUGACAAUCGAUUAUCUGGUAGGAGAUAUUAUGAAGAGUGUAAACAAUAAACUAACCUCCGCUCUCGAGAAAGAUGAAGUCCACUGGGUACUGACUGUCCCAGCAAUAUGGACAGAUGGUGCCAAACAAUUUAUGAGAGAAGCCGCGGUGCAGGCUGGACUUGUAACAAACAAAUUGACGAUUGCACUUGAACCAGAAACAGCAUCGAUAUUCUGUCGCCACUUAUCGGUUCACACAGCCAUUUCUGGUGGAAACACUUCAAUAGCGAAGAUGCCUGUUGGAUGUAGAUACAUGGUUCUCGAUGCAGGAGGUGGAACGAUAGACAUAACGGUACACGAGGUUGUCAGUGAGAACAGCGUUAAAGAAAUCCAAUCAGCAAGCGGUGGUGGGUGGGGAGGCAUGCUUGUUGACAAAGCUUUCGAAAAUCUGCUUAUUGAUCUGGCUGGACCUGAGGUUUAUGAUACCUUUAAACGAACGGAAACGGAAGACUGGCUUGACCUAUGGCGUGAUUUCGAAGUAAAGAAGCGGUCAGUUGCACCGGAUAAAAAUGCUCGCAUAAAUAUGAAAUUCCCAAUAUCGUUCGGACGCAUCUUUGAAAGAUGCACUAAAGGAAAACUGCUGGGUGCCAUUGAAGCUUCCAAAUACGCUGAUGACAUUCAGUUUGGUGAAGACAAAAUCAAAUUUUCAGCCAAUCUGUUCAAGAGUCUUUUCGAAUGUUCUAUUAAAAAAGUCAUUAGUCAUGUGUCAACUCUACUUCGAGAUGAAAACGUGAGCAAGAUAAAAACAAUAUUGAUGGUAGGUGGUUAUUCAGAGUCUACCAUGCUUCAACACUCAAUUAGGAGCGAGUUCUCCGGCAUAAAUGUUGUGAUACCAAUUGGUGCUUCUUCCACUGUUAUGAGAGGAGCUCUUGUUUAUGGACAUAGUCCAAUAUCUAUAAGAGAGCGAGUGUUGAAGUAUACGUACGGUGUUGGAUGUCGAUUACAGUUCAAGGAAGGUGUUGAUCCUGAACACUUAAAAGUUACGACCGACAACGGUAUAGAGUGUAAAGCUUUUAACAGUCAUGUUCAGAAAGGUCAGUCAGUCAAAUGUAAUGAGCCCCAAGUUAAAAAAAGAUAUACUACAAAUAAAACAUUCCAAAAACGUAUGCAUUUUAAAAUCUUUGCUACAGAGUUGCCUAACACCAGAUAUAGAAGUGAAUGCUUUCAAAUUGGCGAACUGAGACUUAACCUUCCGAAACCCGACGAACAGAUUGGAAGAGGGGUUUUUGUUUCUAUGACAUUCAGUGGUACGGAAAUUAUCGUUAAUGCAGUUGAUGAGAAAACUGGAAUGGAUACAAAUGCUUACAUAAACUUUUUUGGAUAGAGAAAGAAACAUUUCCUUUUGUUGAAGGAUGAAUCUUUAUUACCAUAAUUUAAUAAUGUUAUUUUUUUUCAAAAUGAUCAUACUUUACGAAUACUCUCUUUUUGCUCAUGUAAAUGAUCUAAUAAAUUAUUUCAAUGUAUUUGGUAAAACAAUGUCAACAUACCUAAAUUAAUAUAAAAGAAGGAAAUCAAUCAAUGACUGAAUCCAGAAAAACGCAGAUCGACUUUCAUUAUUCUCGUAUCUAAAGACACAGUCUCGUUUAAAGCAACUAUUUUACCGUUGGUGAUCUAAAGUAACGGUUUGUGACAGGUGAUUAUGAAGCAUAUAAUUUAUGUAUAGAAGUUCACCCAUUUCAUAAGGUUUGUUGUAUGGAACCUAUAAAAAAAAUUCAAAAUUAUUUUUUUAAAUGUAGUGACUCCUUGGUAAAAAUAUAUGUCACAUUGAAGCUCAAAGACAUUGUUUUUCUGCAAAAAAAUCGGUCCAUGUCUGUGGACAUUUUGUUUUGACAUUCGACGCUUAAUUUGAUAGUGCUGUUAACAGAAUAUAUUUGAAGACUGUUAGAACCAUAUUAAAAAGUACUUUAAAAUAGAGUGAAAUAGAAACCCUAAAGAAAGUUCAAAGUAGCAAAAUUGA
This is a messenger RNA of Ruditapes philippinarum (Manila clam), 2458 nucleotides long. RefSeq names its product heat shock 70 kDa protein 12B-like. The transcript has 5 exons. NCBI's taxonomy places the organism in Eukaryota, Metazoa, Mollusca, Bivalvia, Venerida, Veneridae. The record is from RefSeq and is a predicted model, not a curated record. Gene Ontology annotation, molecular function: ATP-dependent protein folding chaperone; ATP binding. The coding region runs from base 83 to 1825 and encodes 580 amino acids.